ACCUAACGCAAUGAUCACAGAAGAGCAGACGCAGCUGAAUGGAAAGAGAACGUUCUUUCUCCGCCGAAUUUAUUAAACGGUACGGCCGUGGCUGGAAACUGUGAAGAGAGCCGUAACUCUUCUCCAGAUGACCCACACCACAGAGUAUAAACCGUUAAGCCCUAACGGGAAUGUCAGGUGCCAGAGUGAGAGGAUCGUCUGGUGCUGCAGUUUGUUAGAAGUAAGAAAUGGAAAUACAAGACACUACCAAUGUUGAACCUAACAACAUUGAAAAUGAUGAACAAGUGCACAAGUCAACAGAAAAGCCUCAGCGCAUCACUGCGUGUCUGGUGAAUGCAGCCUUCUUCGGUGCCCUUGGGUCGUCUUAUCUCUAUGGUUACAGUCUGUCUGUCGUCAAUGCUCCUUCCCUGUUUAUAAAGACGUUCUACAACAAGACGUGGCAAGAGCGAUAUGGGGAACCCAUCAGGGCAGAUAUGGUCACCACUCUGUGGUCCAUUACGGUCUCCAUAUUUGCCAUUGGAGGCCUCCUUGGAGCUCUCUGCGUCACGUUGCUAAUGAAAGUCCUUGGAAGGAAGGGAACCUUGCUCCUGAACAACAGCUUUGCAAUGAUAUCUGCUCUGUUGUUGGCCCUGGGGGAGAAGGCAGGCUCUUUCGAAAUGCUCAUCAUCGGACGUUUUAUCAUGGGUGUGGACUCUGGCAUUUCUCUCAGUGCCCUGCCCAUGUAUCUAGGAGAGAUAGCCCCAAGACAGGUGAGAGGCUUCAUUGGCCAGUUCAACUCCAUCCUCAUCUGCCUUGGGGUGUUUACCGGACAAGUCCUGGGACUUCCUGAACUCCUGGGCCAGGAGGCCAGGUGGAACUUCCUGUUUGCUUUCCAGGCCCUGCCGGCCUUGUUGCAACUGUGUGUGCUACCGUUCCUCCCGGAAAGCCCACGCUUCCUGCUGAUGGAGAGGAGGGACGAGGCUGGCGCAGAGAAAGGUGAGUUUGCUGCCUUCAGAGACUUCCUUGGUAAGGAGGACGUGUCGAAGGAGUUGGAGGAAGUGCAUGCUGAGAGCCGGGCUCAGAACACCAUGCGCAUGGCGUCCAUCACCGAGCUCCUGCUGAACCCCGCCGUGCGCUGGCAGGUCGUCACCGUCGUGGUUACCAUGGCCUGCUACCAGCUGUGUGGCCUGAAUGCGAUCUGGUACUACACCAAUGGGAUCUUGCGGGACUCGGGCUUUGCAGAGAAUGUGAUCCCAUAUGUCGUCCUCAGCACUGGCGCUGUAGAAACACUGGCUGCCAUUGUCUCUGGCCUGGUGAUUGAACGCGUCGGAAGAAGGCCGCUCCUACUGUUCGGAUUCACCGCCAUGGCUUUCUUCUUCGGCCUUCUCACAGUGUUCCUCAACUUCCAGCACCAGUAUUUGUGGAUGCCCUAUCUCAGUUUCAUCUGCAUACUGGGUGUAAUUGCUUCCUUCUGUUCUGGCCCAGGUGGCAUUCCGUUUGUCCUGACUGGAGAGCUCUUUGAGCAGUCUUACCGCCCUGCUGCCUUCAUGAUUGCAGGAGUUGUCAACUGGCUUUCCAACUUUGCGGUCGGCCUUGUAUUUCCAUUCAUGCAGGAGGCCUUGCAGACCAAUGCUUUCUUGGUGUUCAUGGUGGUGUGUGUGCUGGGAGCGGUGUACCUCCAUUUCAUUCUGCCAGAAACAAAAAACAGGACAUUUCUGGACAUUAGCCAGAGUUUUGCCAAAAUUAACAAGGUCCCUUUGCCUGACAAAGAGAUGGAGAAUGUACUUGCAGUCAAGCCUAGGUCAAAACAAGUGGAAGCAAACGGAAAAGUACUUCACUUUGAGGUGGAGAGUUCAUUUUAAAUCAAAGAGAAGCUGCUAGGCACUUACUGUUCACAUGCUUUACUGUUGUACAUACUGGUUUUUGUGUCACUGAAGUGUAAUCAAAAUUUGGUAUUAUUGCUGAAUGUUGGUAAUAGCUAUUUUAUGAAAUAUUUUGUUUGUUUUGAAUCUUGUGCAUGUAUGGCCCCUUGAAUACUGCGUAUGUCCUCAAUGAUACAAAUACUGUCAGUUAAAUGGAGACCAGCUUUAUACAAUGUAUUUUUGUAAAUAAAAAAGGACUAGACCAACUUUAUAACAGGAUUAAAUUGUUAAUGGAGUAAAGUAUGGGUUAAAAUACAUUAAA
Molecule: messenger RNA, 2163 nt
Organism: Esox lucius (northern pike)
Lineage: Eukaryota; Metazoa; Chordata; Actinopteri; Esociformes; Esocidae
Gene: slc2a9l2
Product: solute carrier family 2 member 9, like 2
Exons: 14
Coding region: 228-1841 (537 amino acids)
Biological process (GO): monosaccharide transmembrane transport
Cellular component (GO): membrane
Molecular function (GO): hexose transmembrane transporter activity
Source: RefSeq, a predicted model, not a curated record